Odocoileus virginianus texanus is the source of this 2102-nucleotide messenger RNA. RefSeq names its product solute carrier family 39 member 4 (gene SLC39A4). Lineage: Eukaryota; Metazoa; Chordata; Mammalia; Artiodactyla; Cervidae. Gene Ontology annotation, cellular component: plasma membrane. The record is from RefSeq and is a predicted model, not a curated record. Gene Ontology annotation, biological process: zinc ion import across plasma membrane; intracellular monoatomic cation homeostasis. Gene Ontology annotation, molecular function: zinc ion transmembrane transporter activity; monoatomic cation:bicarbonate symporter activity.
AUGGCACUCCUGGGCUGGCCCGGGCUGGGUCCGCUGCUGGCUGUGCUGGCCGCGCUGGUGGCGUCGGGGACAGCGACCCCCCCUGCUCCUCUGUUGACCCUGCUGUCCUCAGGCCAGGGCGCUCUGGACCGCGUGGCGCUGGGCGGCCUGUUAAAUACACUGGCGGACCGUGUGCACUGUGCCGACGGGCCGUGUGGAAAGUGCCUGUCUGUGGACGACGCCCUGGCUCUGGGCAGGCCUGAGCAGCCCGGGGCCCCCUCAGGCCCAGCCCUGGAGCCCAGGCACAUCGCCCGCCUCAGUGCCGCCGCUACCCUCUACCUCAGCGACCCGGCGGGCACCUGCGCCGAGGUCCGGGCUGGCCGCUGGGCUGCCCGCGCCGACCAGCUCCUGGUCCUGCUCGAGAGCCCUCAGGCCCUGAGCCCGGCCCUGACCAGGCUGCUGCAGCGGAUCCAGACCCACGCCGCUGGCCGGCCUGCUUCUCAGCAGGCCUGUGUGGACCUGCCUCAGCUGCUGGCGGAGGCGGCAGGGGUGGGGGCUCCCGGCAGCCCCGGCCCGGUGCUGGCUGCCCUGCUGGACCACGUCAGGAGCGGCGCCUGCUUCCAUGCCCUGCCGACUCCCCAGUACUUCGUGGACUUCAUGUUCCGGCAGCAUAGUAGCGAGAACCCCAACAUCACCCUGGACGAGCUGGCGGCCUUGAUGGAGCGCCUGGGGCUGGGCGGAGCGACGGAGCCCCACGACAGCCACAGCGAUGACAGUCCUCUGGGAAAGGGCCAGGGCCCUGUGCUCCUUGCCGCCCCCAACAGCAGCGCCAGUGCAUGGGACACGCUGUGCCUGAGUGCUCGAGACGUCAUGGCUGUGUACGGAAUGUCUGAGCAGGCCGGGGUGACGCCGGACGACUGGGCCCGACUGAGUCCAGCUCUGCUCCAGCAGCAACUGAGCGGGGCCUGCAGCCCCCAGCCCACGCUCCCCACCCAGGACCGGCUCAGCCAGGCCGACAGGUACCUCUACGGCUCCCUGGCCACGCUGCUGAUCUGCCUGUGCUCCCUGCUCGGGCUCGUGCUCCUCAGCUGUGCCAGAUGUAGCGCCACCUCCCACUACGUCAUCCAGGCCUUCCUGAGCAUGGCUGUGGGCGCGCUCACCGGUGACGCCCUCCUGCACUUGAUGCCUAAGGUGCUGGGGCUGCACGCCCAUGACGGGGAGGACCUUGGUUUCCAGCCCACCUGGCACCUCCUAGCUGUGCUGGGUGGGCUCUAUGCCUUCUUCCUGUUCGAGAGCCUCUUCAACCUCUUGCUGCCCCUGGACCCUGAGGACCCAAAGGAUGGGGCCUGCAGUCAUGGCCACAGUCACGGCGGCCACAGCCAUGGCAUGUCCCUGCAGCUGGCGCCCAGCAACCUCCGGCAGCCAAAGCAGCUCCACGAGGGCUCUCGCGCAGACCUGGUGGCGGAGGAGAGCCCCGAGCUGCUGAGCCCGGAGCCCCAGAGACUGAACCCAGAGCUGAGACUGCUGCCCUACGUGAUCACGCUGGGCGACGCCGUGCACAACUUCGCCGACGGGCUGGCAGUGGGCGCCGCCUUUCUGUCCUCCUGGAAGACGGGGCUGGCCACCUCGCUGGCCGUGUUCUGCCACGAGGUGCCCCACGAAUUGGGGGACUUCGCAGCCCUGCUGCACGCGGGGCUGUCGGUGCGCCGAGCGCUGCUCCUGAACUUGGCCUCGGCGCUCACGGCCUUCAUCGGCCUCUACGUUGCGCUCGCGGCCGGCGUAGGCGAAGACGGCGAGACCUGGAUCCUGGCGGUGGCCGCCGGCCUCUUCCUCUAUGUGGCGCUCUGCGACAUGCUCCCGGCCAUGCUGAACGUGCGCGACCGACGGCCCUGGCUCCUCUUCUUGCUCCACAACGUUGGCCUGCUGGGCGGCUGGACCGUCCUGCUGCUGCUGUCGCUGUAUGAGGAUAACAUCGCCUUCUGAGAGCUUCUGCCCCCUCGGCCCUUGGCUCUGGCUCCUUACCCUGGGCUCUAGCAGCCCUUCAGACAGGAUAUCUUCCGGAUUGCCCCAGACCCUCCCCUGCGCCCCAGUUCACAGCUUCAAUAAAUGCUCUUGUCCUUGGA